Trichomycterus rosablanca is the source of this 3507-nucleotide messenger RNA. RefSeq names its product YME1-like 1b (gene yme1l1b). NCBI's taxonomy places the organism in Eukaryota, Metazoa, Chordata, Actinopteri, Siluriformes, Trichomycteridae. The record is from RefSeq and is a predicted model, not a curated record. Gene Ontology annotation, cellular component: mitochondrial inner membrane. Gene Ontology annotation, molecular function: ATP hydrolysis activity; ATP-dependent peptidase activity; metalloendopeptidase activity. The transcript is spliced from 18 exons. Gene Ontology annotation, biological process: protein quality control for misfolded or incompletely synthesized proteins; mitochondrion organization. Bases 125 to 2281 code for a protein of 718 amino acids.
ACUGUUGUAUAAACUGUAUUUGGGUUAGCAAAAGGACGCCAGUGGAGGACAUUGGAUUUAAAUUAACGCACUUAAAUACUUUUAUGUUUCUUGUAGCUUUGAAUUUUAUGUAGUUUAAUUAGAAAUGUUUUCUCUGUCGUCCACCGUUCAGCCGCAGGUCACAGUUCCACUCAGUCAUCUCAUCAAUGCACUGCACACUUUAAAAGGUUCAGUGAGCUGCAGUAGCUCAGUUAAACCGAAGCACAGAGAGAAGAGUCCAGAACAAGAACUGCACACUGCUGAGCCUCCGUGGAACCUCAGAGACCUGGGACUGACCGACCUGGGAGUGCCGCACCUGAAUGAACUCGUGGACAGACUGUUACCCUGCGUGACUGAAAAUGUGUCACCACAGCCUGCUAGAGUAGAAUCAAAUCCCUGGAGAAGCUCUUACCUCUCCACAGACUCCUUUUUUCACAAUAAAUAUGGCUUCUCAGUUUCUAGAACGAGCGGCGUUUCACCUGUUUUUUGCAAACAAAGCUCUUCCCCUCUCCAGACCGUCUGUUCAGAUCUGAACGUCUGGCCAGUAUUGAUUCAAACUCGAGGCUUUAAAACUUUAAAGUCAAAGACAAGACGCGUACAGGGUGCGUACGACCGCUCGGACACCGACUCAUUCACUCCGUCUUUUAUGAAGGGCUUGCUUUCGCGAGACAGAGCACAAGAUCCAGAGACUUUGGACAAGCUCCUGAAAAACAAAAGCAUUCCAGAUGCACAUCACGACGCUUUCAAGACGGGUUUUGCCGAGGGAUUUCUCAAAGCUCAAGCUCUAACACAAAGAACACAAGACUCGUUGAGGAGGACGAGGCUCAUUUUGCUGGUUCUGUUACUGGUGGGAUUGUAUGGACUCUACAAAACACCGUUUCUAUCGGUGCGGUUCCGAACCACAUCAGGCCUGGACUCGGCGGUGGACCCCGUCCAGAUGAAGAACGUGACCUUCGAGCACGUCAAAGGCGUGGAGGAGGCCAAGAACGAGUUACAGGAGGUGGUGGAGUUCCUGAAGAACCCACAGAAGUUCACCGUUCUGGGAGGGAAGCUUCCGAAAGGGAUUUUGUUAGUCGGACCUCCAGGUACUGGGAAAACUCUGCUGGCCCGGGCUGUCGCAGGUGAAGCUGACGUUCCGUUCUACUACGCGUCCGGAUCGGAGUUUGAUGAGAUGUUCGUUGGAGUCGGCGCCAGUCGCAUUAGGAACCUGUUUCGGGAGGCCAAAGGCAACGCGCCCUGUGUGAUAUUCAUCGACGAGCUGGACAGUGUGGGAGGGAAGAGGAUCGAGUCUCCUAUGCACCCGUAUUCGAGGCAGACCAUCAACCAGCUCCUGGCUGAGAUGGACGGGUUCAAACCGAACGAGGGCGUGAUCAUUAUCGGUGCUACUAAUUUCCCUGAAGCUUUGGAUAACGCUCUGGUCCGUCCAGGCCGUUUCGACAUGCAGGUUACUGUCCCCAGACCCGACGUGAAGGGCCGCACCGAGAUCCUGAAGUGGUACCUCAAAAAAAUCAAAAUGGACCCAGCUGUGCAGGCUGAGAUCAUAGCCAGAGGAACAGUGGGAUUCUCGGGAGCUGAGCUGGAGAACCUGGUGAACCAGGCUGCCCUGAAAGCCGCUGUGGACGGCAAGGAGAUGGUGACCAUGAAGGAGCUGGAGUUUGCCAAGGACAAGAUUCUGAUGGGCCCGGAGCGACGAAGUGCAGAGAUAGACGAGAAGAACAAAAUCAUCACAGCCUACCACGAGUCCGGCCAUGCCAUCAUCGCUUACUACACCAAAGACGCCAUGCCUAUCAACAAGGCCACCAUUAUGCCCAGGGGUCCCACUUUGGGUCAUGUGUCCAUGCUGCCGGAAAACGACCGCUGGAGUGAAACCCGAGCUCAGCUGCUCGCUCAGAUGGACGUUACUAUGGGUGGCCGAGUCGCGGAGGAGAUGAUCUUCGGAAAUGAGAACAUUACUACCGGUGCGUCAAGCGACUUUGACAGCGCUACUAAAAUUGCGAAAAUGAUGGUGACGCAGUUCGGCAUGAGCGAAAAGCUGGGGGUCAUGACUUAUGCAGAUCUGUCCAAGCAGAGCCCAGAGACUCAAGCAGCCAUCGAACAGGAAGUCAGGACACUCUUAAAAGAUUCGUACGAAAGAGCCAAAACGCUCCUGAAGUCUCGCUCCAGAGAGCACAAGAACCUGGCCGAGGCUCUGCUGAGGUACGAGACGCUGGACGCCAAAGAGAUCCAGCUGGUACUGGAGGGGAAAACCUUAGACAGUAGAUGAGCAGGAUGCAGAACCACAGCUUGGUCUGCUUCAGCACCAGUGUGUGUGAAUCCUUCAGUUCCUCCUUUGAGCCCAGACUGAAUGUGUCCAACUGAUUUCAAUCUGCACUGCUUUUUAAAAACGUGUCUAUAAAUCUGCAGCCACUCCUUAUCACCUACCAGUGUUGAGUUUUUACAGAGCUGUAUGGCUAGGUUCACCAAGCUAAGCUCCAUGUGCAAUCCCCCAUCCAAUCCCCCCAUGCUUAAGCUGGUUUGUGUCUUAUGUUAACAUAGACGGCGGUGGUACGCGAGUCUGUAGAACACAUCAACAAAAAAAUAGGUCUAGUGAACUAGUACUGAUGCAGCAUUUUAGUAAUAGUAUCAUAGUUUAGAAUAGUAAAUCCCUUCCGACAUCUCGAUCCCCUCUCACUGCAUUACCUCAGAAAGCUCAACGGUCGGUGUGGUCAAAAGUGUAAUGACCGGAUUUGCACAUAAUGCAAAGUGCAGAAAUCACGUGACGAGCGUAAUCGUAAUGGAAAGUGGCAGAAAUCUAUACAAGACAAAGGAAGUAUCCAGAGUGUAAUUAGAAAAGCUCCCCUAAACUAAAAUAUAUAUAUAUACUGUUUGUGGAUGUAUAUGUAUAUAUACAAAGACAGGGGGGCCUAUAUUAUAUAUAAGUAUUCAUACAGAUAUCUAGAGAUUAAUAUAAGUAUAAGAAUAUGAUGGAAAGAGGAAAACAAUAGUAAGGAAAUAAACGUGUACACGAGCGCCCCCUUGUGGAGGCUUUAUGUUACAUUUUGUAUAAAGAGAGGAAGAUACAUUGCUUGUGUUGCCUGCAUCAUGUAAAACAGUUUGAAAAACCCUGUAUUAAAGUGUGUCUGUACGGUUUUGGCCCGUGUGUGUGUGUGUGUGAUCCUACAGCUGAGUAAACAUGCUAAUUUUCCAUGAAUUGCUGUAUUAAUAAAAUACACGUUUUUUUUUUAAGCUCUCAGCACGGUUUGGUUUCACCUGUAUAUUUUCUAUUGACCUGCUUUUGAAUGUACUCAUGCCGUUAGUGGUGUAUAUAUAAAUAUACUGUAUAUCUGUGAGCAUUUUAUCUCCUGUAUAUACCUGUAUAGAGGAACAUUCAGCUUCAGGACGGGGCGCUUUUUAUUUGGACUUGUGUUUGAUGUUUGCGCUGAAAUGAUGAUGAACGAGUUGUUGAGGUGAAUAAACAUGUACGAUGAAUUAAGCUCUGCUGCAAUCAAA